GAUCCAUUUGAUGACAUUGGUGAAGACUACCGAGAAAAUUUAAAUGGCCAACAAAGAAAAUAUCUCACUGAUCAACUAAAACACAUCAAAGUAGAUCUGCUAUGCGCCGAGCUUUUUGAAUAUAUUGUUCUGAAUUUAAGUUACCAGUCCACAAACACAGAAGACAGGACAAAUUGGCCGAUUGUGGAAACUUUGGAAUCCUAUUAUGAAAGCAAAAAUGAAAAUGGCGAGAUUGCUGGCCUGGAUCAGUUCCCAAACACUCUCUUAAUGAGUCAUGCAGUUGACACUUGGAGGACCAUUGCACAGUUUCACAACAAACAACCUGUGCAAGGCUAAACCUAAACAAAAUGAGAAAUCAGGGAAUAAAAUAGAAAAGAAAAAGUUAUGGUGUGGGAUUUAGCCAGAGGGGGAAUAUAGGAUGGUAAUAAUUAGUGUUGAGUUUAUAUAUAUCCCAUAUUAUAUACUGACUUCACAUGCUUUAAUCUACAGUCGUAUAACCAAGGAACAAGAAAAUUGUCCAUAAUAAAGCAUAAUAAUAUGAUUAAACUACUCCUAUACCAUAAAAUAAACAUAGUUGGCCAUUGACUUUGUGGAGCUCAUCUGUUUUUUGUUAGAUUUGUUUUAGAAAAAGGGGAGAUAUCAUAUCAAUAAGGAAUAUUAUAAUUUUUAUCACUAAGAAUAUAUAUUUAAAGAUAUAAAAGUAUUAUUUAAAGCUAUAGG
This is a messenger RNA of Anneissia japonica, 720 nucleotides long. RefSeq names its product E3 ubiquitin-protein ligase RNF213-like. The record is from RefSeq and is a predicted model, not a curated record. Gene Ontology annotation, molecular function: ATP hydrolysis activity; ubiquitin-protein transferase activity. NCBI's taxonomy places the organism in Eukaryota, Metazoa, Echinodermata, Crinoidea, Comatulida, Comatulidae.